GUUUGUUUUCCGCUCUUCUGCUCCUACAAUGCCCCCUUUUUGAUUUUAUUUUUCUGAGGGGGGCGGUUUAUUUUUAUCUUUAUUUUCUCACCGAUCCCGCACGCCGAGAGCGAUCGACACUGCUCGCCCCAGACGUGCAAACCCCGGCGAUCAUUCAUCAAUGAAACCUGCCGCGCUGCUCGGAGCGGCCCUUGCGGCCGUGGCCUUCCCCGCGGGCGCCCAUGCCCGCUGUUCUUCCGAUGCGCCGCCUCCCGCCCCCGUUGGCGAUGACCUCACCGAGCCCAAGGAGCUGACGGACCUCUUCGAGAAGGCCAAGAAGGCCGUCAUCGAUCGCCUCCACGAGGACGAGAAGGCCCUGCGCGCCCGCGGCGAGGCGCCUCGCUGCACCGCCGAUAAGCUCAUCUUUCGCCGCGAAUACGGGUCUCUGUCCAAGGAUGAGCGUCUCGCGUACGUCAACGCGGUCAAGUGCCUGCAGAGCAAGCCGCCGCGGACGCCGGCGAGCGUGGCGCCCGGGGCGCGGUCGCGGUUCGACGACUUUGUGGUGGUGCACAUCCAGCAGACGCUCGACAUCCACUACUCGGGCAUCUUCCAGGCGUGGCACCGCUGGUUCGUGUACCAGUACGAGAAGGCGCUGCGGGACGAGUGCGGCUACACGGGCUACCAGCCGUAUUGGGACUGGCCCAAGUACGCGAGCGCGCCCCAGGACUCGCCCCUGUUCAACGGCGACCCGUACAGCCUGGGCGGCAACGGCGAGUACGUGCCCCACGACGGGCCCGUCAUCGUGCCGCCCGAGGGCGUCAGCGGCGGCAACAUCUCGCUCCCGGCCGGCGUCGGCGGCGGCUUCGUCAGGACGGGGCCCUUCGCCAACAUGACGGUCAACCUGGGCCCCGUCGGCGGCCUGGCCGACACCGCCCCGGGCCCCCAGGGCGGCCUCGGCUACAACCCGCGCGGGCUCAAGCGCGACCUGGGCGGGGCCAUGAACACGCGCUACGCCAACUACACCACCGUCCUGCGCCUGCUGACCCAGCCCGACGUCGACGCCUUCCGCACCGUCUCCGAGGGCGUCCCCUACACGGUCGAGAUCGGCCCCCACGGCGGCAUCCACUACACCAUCGGCGGCGACCCGGGCGGCGACCUCUUCACCUCCCCCGGCGACCCGGCCUUCUGGGUCCACCACGCCCAGAUGGACCGCGUCUGGGCCACCUGGCAGGCCCUCGGCCUCCUCCCCCCCGCCGACGGCGGCGACCCCGACCCGGCCCGCCGCUACACCGACCUCGGCAAGGGCGACUACGCCCACCGCACCUGGCAGAACUCCCCGCCCUCCCCCUUUGCCGAGCUGUCCGACGUCAUCGAUAUGGGCUACGCCGCCCCCUCCACCACCAUCGGCGCCGUCAUGUCCACCACCGAAGGCGAGCUGUGCUACUUUUAUCUCUGAAUCGAGAGUGUUGGACGGAGGCAGCCAGGAGAGGAGAAAGAAGGGAAGGACAUCCGUGCUUAAUUAAUCAACAAUAAUAUCCAUAAAGGGGGGGAGGGGGGAAGAAUUGGAGGAAUGUGACCGAGGAUGUUAAUUCUGCGAUUCUCAAAUCCUAUUUAUAUGGGAAUUGGAGGGGAGGUUGUGUGUGAGCACUAAUUAAUUAUUAAAAGCGAUCCAGCUGACCAGCGUUGGGUUGAAGUUUUUAGAUAAUUAAUUACCCCAAGCUGCGCCCCCUUCCUUUUGUUUACUUCCUUCUUGUAUCGUCCAUUUUUUUUGAGACCGUUUCCCAUCAAAGGGGACGCUUAAUAUAUAUUAUAUUAUCUUU
Messenger RNA from Thermothelomyces thermophilus ATCC 42464, 1799 nucleotides. Its product is annotated as tyrosinase-like protein. The coding region runs from base 161 to 1435 and encodes 424 amino acids. The record is from RefSeq and is a predicted model, not a curated record. The transcript is spliced from 2 exons. Lineage: Eukaryota; Fungi; Ascomycota; Sordariomycetes; Sordariales; Chaetomiaceae. Gene Ontology annotation, molecular function: oxidoreductase activity.